Caenorhabditis sp. 36 PRJEB53466 is the source of this 4127-nucleotide messenger RNA. Lineage: Eukaryota; Metazoa; Nematoda; Chromadorea; Rhabditida; Rhabditidae. The record is from the annotation of a GenBank genome assembly.
AUGCGCGUCGGAUUAAAUGCAGAGUAUGCACCUCUCCGUGUCUGCGUACGCGGUACCAGAUCAUACGACAUAUUAAUUAAUUUUCUCCGAUUACGGGAAUAAUCAGGUUUUUUAUACAACAAAAACAUUAAAGACAUCAGAAAUACGUUACAGAUUCCAUCGAUAAUGCGGCAACGAUGAUAAUAACUCCAUACCUAAAUCCCCGUCUCACCCGGCCUCUAAAAUGGCUCUGCACCAUUCUCAUCCUCUACUUUUUAUACUCUUCACUGUUUUCGGAGCCUCAGAAACCGCCAAAACCGAGAAAAAGGCCGAAACCUGUCGAGAAUUACACGUGCCCGUUUGAAAUAUCAGAUUCUCCCCUGGAAAACCUGGAAUUUCAUGGGAACAACGGAACAGAUCCGAAAAUUCUCGUCAUUCUGGACUCGCUGUUCUCCAGAAACGGAAAGUCGAUAAUCCAGAUGCUGAACUCGCAAAAGUUCGCAUACAAAGCAGAGGCGAUCAGCAAGAAUCUGCCAGUGCUGACGACGGCGCGAAAGGGAAGAUAUUCGCUGAUAAUUGUGGAGAACUAUUAUAAGUAUCUGAAUAUGGCCAGGUGGAAUCGACAGUUGCUGGACAAGUACUGCAAAGAGUACAAAGUGCCCGUGUUCUCGUUCAUCGCUAGCAAACCCAACGACCAAUUGAAAAGGAUUCGCAUAAAGGCAAAACUACAAAAGUUGUAAUCAGAAAAAUUCUCAUAUUUGGAUUUCAGGGCAGUUCUCUGUGGAUGUGGCAGAACCAGCGGAUCCAAUCCCUUUCGGUCACCCCUUCCCCCAUCCACAAGCUCUCCAGGGUCGGAGCAUCCUCCCAUUUCCCUCCGGAGUCCCCGUCCGAUUGGGUUCUGUUCGAGACUUCGCCGCAGUUCGAGUCGAUUCUCGGUGGGACCGUCAAAAGCGGAUACGAACGGGCGGUGGUCGUGAGGGACCGGGGGACGGAGGACGGUGUGGAGAGGGUGCUUUUCGGAAGGAAUGUCUCUGAUUUUCAAGUCAAAAUGACAUUUUUGGACUCGCUCUGGUGGGCAAUGGGCGACAAGGACACGUUCUCGCUGGAUCGGUUUGUGCAGGUAAGUAGCAACGUAUCCAAGAAAAGUCUUAAUAAAUACUUUAACGUUUCAGGUCGACAUAGACGAUGUGUUCGUGGGCGCCCAGGGUACCCGAAUAGUCGAGGCAGACGUCAGACAACUGAUUUCCACGCAGGAAGACUUCCGCGAAUUCGUGCAGAACUUCACAUUCAUGCUCGGAUUCUCGGGCAGUUACUUCCGAAACGGAGACGAUGCCGAGGAUCGGGGCGACGAGAUGCUCGUGGAAAACGCGCGGAAGUUCGUUUGGUUCCCGCACAUGUGGAGGCACAACCACGCCCACGAGCACAAUUUCACGUACUUGGAGGCGAUUAUGACACAGAACAAGCUUUUCGCGCAGGUGCUUAGUUUCUGGAAAUUUCCGUUUUUACGUCUGACUUCAGAACAUGCACAUUCCGGUCGAUUAUCCGUACGCGAUCGCUCCGCAGCACGACGGCGUCUUUCCGGUCCACGAGCAAAUGUUCGCGGCGUGGAAGGCGGUGUGGAACGUGUCGGUGACGGCGACGGAAGAGUACCCGCACUUCAAACCGCCGAGCGGUCGGAAAGGAUUCGUGCACGCGGGCAUCCACGUGCUGCCAAGACAGACGUGCGGAUUGUACACCCAUACACAGUUCUUCGACGAGUACCCCGAGGGUUUCGGCAAGGUUCAGAAGCAGAUCGAGGGCGGAGACCUCUUUUUCACCGUUCUUCUCAAUCCCGUUCGUUUUUUUUCUGUUUGUUGUGUCAGUUAUGUCAGUUUUCCUUUCAGAUCUCAAUCUUCAUGACGCAUCAGCAGAACUACGCGCACGACCGUCUCGCCCUUUACACUUUCGAAAAUCUGUUUCGUUUUCUGAAGUGUUGGACGAAUAUUCGGCUGAAAUGGCAGAGUCCCGUCGACUCGGCUCGGAUGUACUUUGAGAAGUUUGCCGACGAAAAAACGCCAUUGUGGACUGUAAGAUUGCAGAAAUGAAACAAUUUGAUAAAACGUUUUUAGAACCCAUGCACAGAUUCACGCCACAAAGCCAUUCUUCCGCCGACCAUCAACUGCACGAACAUGACAUUGCCAAAUCUGUUGAUAUUGGGUCCUCAGAAGACUGGUAAGCAGGUCUCAGACUGAAAAUCGAUAUUAAACUCCGGAUUUCAGGCUCCACAGCCCUCGCCAACUUUCUUUCCCUCCAUCCGAACGUCUCGCAGAACUCUCCGAUUCCCGGAAGUUUCGAAGAGGUUCAGUUCUUCGGCGGAGCCAAUUACUUAAACGGAAUCGAGUGGUACCUGUCCAACUUCCGAAACGCCUCUAUAAUAUUCGAGAAGAGCGCCACGUACUUUGACAAUCCGACUGCUCCGAAGCAGGCGGCGUCGUUGGUUCCGAACGCCAAACUCGUCGUCAUCCUUCAGAAUCCGUCACAAAGAGCCUAUUCCUGGUUUCAAGUACCUAUCGUUCCUCGUAUUUUCAGUAAAACUCAUUUUUCAGCACCUGCUCGCGCACAAAGAUCCGUCAGCCGUGUCGGCCGGUUCUCUGGAAGCCAUUCUGGACAGUUCGGAUGCCACGUGGCGGAAGAUUCGGCAGAGAAGUGUGUCCGGCGGGCGGUACGUGCACCACUUGGACAAAUGGCUCGAGCACUUUUCCCUCACGCAAAUGCUCUUUCUCGAUUCGGAUGAGCUUAAAGAGCAACCCGCGCAGGCAACAAUUCAGAAUCAAACAUUUAGAAACUCUUUUUCUUUUCCAGGUGCUCAAUUCCUUGUCCAAAUGGCUCGAUCUGCCCGAAUUUCCGUUUGAGACCCACAUCCGAUUCAGUCCCUCCAAGGGCUUUCAUUGCCGAUUUACGGACGGGAAAACCAAGUGUCUCGGGGAGAGCAAAGGCCGAAAAUAUCCAGAAAUGAGUGAAAGUCUGCGGCUGAAACUCGACAAGAUCUUCGCACUCGACAAUUCGGCCCUUUACAAGUUCCUACGCAAAAACCGGCUCAAAAUUCCGACUUGGCUAGAAGAAUCGGUUAGAAUUCGUGCAUAAUGCUUAGAUUUUUUGUAUUUAUCACCUUGUCCUAAAGAAUUUGCUCAAUUUUCAUGCUUGUAGUUAUCCUUUCACGAUCUUUCGCUUCUCCAAACAUAUUUACGGGUUCUUUUUCUGUACUCUUGGAUUGAAAAUCAAUAAAAUCAAUGCAUUCUUCGUGAAGAUGUUUACCAAACUCCGCCUACUUGCAGUAUUUUUGUGAGAAAGUGGCCUCCUUCAUUCACAAGACAGGCAGUCAUAUCCACUCUUCUCUAUCGAGAGAGGUUCAUCCAAAUUCAAACUCCCGCAAAUCAAUUUCUGCGUUCACUGCAAACGCGUCAAUCAACCCCGUUUGCGUGUUCUUCGCAACACUGGCGCAUUUCUCGUGACGCGCCGGGUUCCUUUUUCGAAAAUUCUUCGUCUUUUCCCAUCGAUUUUCUCAGUUUCUUCGCAUAUUCUCUCUUUCACGUUUCCCAUUCAUUGUCAAACAUUUUCAGCAUGCCAAAGUACUACUGUGACUAUUGCGACACGUUUUUAACGCACGACUCUCCGUCGGUGCGAAAAACGCACAACGGAGGAAGAAAGCACAAGGAUAACGUGCGAAUGUUCUACCAGAAGUGGAUGGAGGAUCAGGCUCAGAAGCUUGUCGAUCAGACCGCCAGGGCGUUUGCAACCAAUCGGGUUUGUUUUUUUUUCGAUUUUUUCGACCCCAACCUCUAUUUUGGAAAAAAUUUAACUAAACUUGUAUGUUUUCAGAUGCAAGGAGCAGUGCCACGUACGACGAUGGGAAUGGCUCCAGUGCCGCCGGUCGGCCAUCAUCCGAUGAUGGGCGGUCCGCCCGGAAUGCCAAUGGCCAUGGCCCCGAGACCGUUCCCAGGACCGGCAGUGGGAUUUCCAGGGGUAAGUGAAAUAUAAAAUCAUCCGAACGCUCUAGUAUCAUCAUUAUUUUGCAGAUGCCGUUUCCGGGACCAUCAAUGGGCAUGGGAGGACCGCCAGGAAUGCCGCCGAUGAUGCCCCGUCCGCCGCAGCAAUUCCGUCCGAUGUGA